AUGAAGGCAGUGGCCCCAGAAGAAUGGCAGAGUGUGGACGAGCAAAUUAUUCCUUUCAAGGGGCGCUCACCGCUAAAGCAGUGCAUGAAAUCGAAGCCCCACAAUUGGGGCUAUAAGGUGUUCACAAGGGCAGGUUUCUCCAGAAUUAUGCACGACUUCAUCAUCUAUGAAGGUAAAGGUACUACUCAUGACAAUGGAUUCGGCAUCUCUGGUGAUAUAGUCAUCGAUCUGGUGAAAGAUCUUCCGGAAAACAGGAACCACAAGUUAUUUUUUGAUAACUGGUUCAGCAGUCUGCGCCCGGUAGACGAGUUGAAGUGCAAAGGAUUUCUGAGUGCUGGUACCGUUAGAGUCGACAGGACGGAGAAGUGUCCGCUGGCACCUGACUCAACUCUCAAGGCGCAAGGAAGAGGCUCGGUAAAUUUUUGCGUGGACGAGGACUCUAACAUUGGAGUCAUCAAAUGGUUUGACAGCAACUCCGUACACCUCGUGUCAAGCUACGCUGGUGUCCAACCAACCGACCUUUGCAAGCGGUGGAACAGCAAAGAAAAGCGCAGCAUUGAUGUUCCACGCCCUUUAACCGUAAAGGAGUACAAUGCCUUCAUGGGACGUGUUGAUCUCGCCGACAUGCUUAUUGAGCUGUACCGCACAGACCACAAAUCGAAAAGAUGGUACAUGCGCAUUUUUUACCGGAUGAUGGAUGAUUCAAUUGUCAAUGGGUGGCUCCUGUAUGAACGCCACUGUGCCCAGCUAUCUAUCAAAAGAAGGUUGUCUCUGCUAGCUUUUCGAAUGCAGAUUGCCCAAACCCUUGCACAUCUGAAGUCAAAUCCUUUGAAAAGAAGGUCAGGUUUGGCUGCUGAAGCUGGAAUCGUGCCCGCCAAACACUUGAUCCAUUCUCCGGUGACACUGAGGCCUACAGUGGACGUGAGGUACGAUGGCAUGAACCACUGGCCACAGUACGGCGAAAAAAAGAACCGAUGCAAGUUCUGCAAGUUCGGCUACACGUUUCUGUACUGUGCUAAGUGCAACAUGCACUUGUGCCUCCUUCCAAGCCGGAACUGCUUCAAGGCAUUCCACGUGAAGUAG
Messenger RNA from Rhipicephalus microplus (southern cattle tick), 1083 nucleotides. Its product is annotated as piggyBac transposable element-derived protein 3-like. NCBI's taxonomy places the organism in Eukaryota, Metazoa, Arthropoda, Arachnida, Ixodida, Ixodidae. The record is from RefSeq and is a predicted model, not a curated record.